Messenger RNA from Aspergillus eucalypticola CBS 122712, 1653 nucleotides. RefSeq lists its product as uncharacterized. The record is from RefSeq and is a predicted model, not a curated record. Lineage: Eukaryota; Fungi; Ascomycota; Eurotiomycetes; Eurotiales; Aspergillaceae. The transcript has a single exon. Bases 1 to 1653 code for a protein of 550 amino acids.
AUGGGGAACAUAAUUGGCAAGCCAGUUCCCAAGAUUCACCUUUCAUUCUAUCUCUCAUGGGUCAACAUAUGGCUUUCUCUGCCUGAUCCCGCCCCCGGCCAAGACACUACCGACCUCACCCCUACUGAACAAGUUAAAGUGUUCCUCCAGGAGUCUUCUUCUCCUCUUCCAAGCUACAGCGCUCUCAAAAGGGUGGCUUCGUCAUUUCGCCGAUCCCUGGACAACGGGCAGAUACGCCUUGGUGGCGGCGAUGCCCCCAGCUGCAGCGUGACCAACCUCGCGUCCGCAGAUUACGAUCCAAACUCAAAUUGCACCUGCAACGGCCUUUAUCCAGUUCCAGCUGAUGCAGACAUAGCCUGCAUUGUCGAACGCGCCGAUUGCACCGCCAUCCGCAAUACGCACCAGGCACUUCAGACCGUUCUCAAGCGAAAGUCCGAAUGGAAUACGACAUCCCUCUUCUCGCCGAGAAACCUUAUCGAAGCGGUAACCGAGCUUCUCUUGGCAAAUGUCGAUGUGCAAGAUCCUCCAACGACAUGCCAGGAUCCAGCGGAAGUGACCAACCUGCGCAAUAUACGAGCCCCAGAUCGUCGGCCAAGUCCACAAAAUGACACCGUUGAUGUCAUCCACCGGCAACUCUACCCCGCAGCGGAAGACGUCAAAUUCUGCACCGAUGCCAAGUACUACUUCGUACUCGGCGCCAUUCACAGUGAUCCCGCACAUGAUGGGCUGAUCCGCGCCAUUGCAGACGCAGGUAAUGACAUCCUGGUCGCGGAUUACUGCGAGGUAGCGGAUGAAGCAACCCUAAAGGUACUACAGCAGACUGGCGCAGCCGCAGUAGCAUUCCUCAAGCUCUGCGUGCUGUCGGGGCUCUUCUCCGAAUGGGCCUUUGAUAAUAUGAUGGCCUCGAUGCUCCAUUUUCGGGUGCUUGGAUACUACCGUGAUCAUGCACGGGGCCGCCUACCGGCCGGUGUUUACGGCAGUCGGAUGACAAGUCUUACCGCGCACCGGUACGUCGAUCUAGGGCUGUUCUUCGCUGUGGCGUCUGCCUCGGUGUGGACGAAGCGGCAAGUCAAUGAGACAGAGUACACGUUGUUGAGUAUCGCCUGCACGCUAAUCAAUGACCUGGUGGACCUCCGCAGCGAUACCGCGCGGAAGCAGCGGGAGAAUGUUGUGUUGCGCGGAGUACGAGGAAAUUUGUGCGAGUACUUGGACCGGGUGAUGUUCGAGUGUCUCGAGACGGCUACGCUUGCCGUUCAGAUGAAUCCGACGUACGCGUAUGUCUUAAUGGCAUUUUGUAAUUGGGCUGUGAUGAGCUCGCAUCAUAAGGUGUAUGAGGUAAGUACGCAGGUCUCUGAAAUUGGGAAGCAUGAUGAAUGUUUGUCCCGGUCGAGGGACCAUCGACGGGCGUAUUGGGGGCUUUUGGAGGCGUUGGCUCCGUAUGGGACUUUGGGGAAAGAGGGUCCUAGGGUAGGGCAGACGCGGGCGGAGUUGGAUUUCCGAUAUGGAGUAUGUCGGUCUUCGUCUACUUUGCAUGCGGCGUGGUUGGCGGAUAUCACGAGAAGUCUUUUGGAGCCGCGGACUCUAAGGAGGAUUGUGGAUGUAGUGCAUUUUGAGUGGACGGGGUGUGAAGGCGAGGUGGAAUAUUGUCCAUGA